Messenger RNA from Gigantopelta aegis, 2013 nucleotides. RefSeq names its product eukaryotic translation initiation factor 3 subunit A-like. Lineage: Eukaryota; Metazoa; Mollusca; Gastropoda; Neomphalida; Peltospiridae. Bases 1 to 2013 code for a protein of 670 amino acids. The record is from RefSeq and is a predicted model, not a curated record. The transcript is spliced from 2 exons.
AUGUCUAUGGAAAGACGAGCAGAUACUCGCCGUGCUGACACGAGACGUGACAUCAGAUCUAUGUCUAUGGAAAGACGAGCAGAUACUCGUCGUGCUGACAGGAGACGUGACGUAAAAUCUAUGUCUAUAGAAAGACGAGCUGAUACUCGCCGUGCAGACACAAGGCGUGAUGUACUUAAAUCAAUGACUAUGGAAAGACGAGCUGAUACUCGCCGUGCUGAUACGAGACGUGACGUGAGAUCUAUGUCUAUGGAAAGACGAGCAGAUACUCGUCGUGCUGACAGGAGACAUGACGUGAAAUCUAUGUCUGUAGACAGACGAGCUGAUACUCGCCGUGCUGACACCAGGCGUGAUGAACUUAAAUCAAUGACUAUGGAAAGACGAGCUGACACUCGCCGUGCUGAUACGAGACGUGACGUGAGAUCUAUGUCUAUGGAAAGACGAGCUGAUACUCGCCGUGCUGACACAAGGCGUGAUGAACUUAAAUCGAUAACUAUGGAAAGACGAGCCAAUACUGGCCGUGCCGAUACGAGACGUGACGUGAGAUCUAUGUCUAUGGAAAGACGAGCAGAUACUCGUCGUGACGUUAAAUCUAUGUCUGUGGAAAGACGAGCUGAUACUCGCCGUGCUGACACCAGGCGUGAUGAACUUAAAUCAAUGACUAUGGAAAGACGAGCUGACACUCGCCGUGCUGAUACAAGACGUGACGUGAGAUCUAUGUCUAUGGAAAGACGAGCUGAUACUCGCCGUGCUGAUACGAGACGUGACGUGAGAUCUAUGUCUAUGGAAAGACGAGCUGAUACUCGCCGUGCUGACACAAGGCGUGAUGAACUUAAAUCAAUGACUAUGGAAAGACGAGAUGAUACUCGCCGUGCUGACACCAGGCGUGAUGGACUUAAAUCAAUGACUAUGAAAAGACGAGCUGACACUCGCCGUGCUGAUACGAGACGUGACGUGAAAUCUAUGUCUAUGGAAAGACGAGCUGAUACUCGCCAUGCUGACACAAGGCGUCAUGAACUUAAAUCAAUAACUAUGGAAAGACGAGCCGAUACUCGCCGUGCCGAUACGAGACGUGACGUGAAAUCUAUGUCUAUGGAAAGACGAGCAGAUACUCGUCGUGCUGACACGAGACGUGACGUGAAAUCUAUGUCUAUGGAAAGACGAGCAGAUACUCGCCGUGCUGAUACGAGACGUGACGUGAGAUCUAUGUCUAUGGAAAGACGCGCUGAUACUCGCCGUGCUGACACAAGGCGUGAUGAACUUAAACCAAUAACUGUGGAAAGACGAGCCGAUACUCGCCGUGCCGAUACGAGACGUGACGUGAAAUCUAUGUCUAUGGAAAGACGAGCAGAUACUCGUCGUGCUGACACGAGACGUGACGUGAAAUCUAUGUCUAUGGAAAGACGAGCUGAUACUCGCCGUGCUGACACAAGGCGUGAUGAACUUAAAUCAAUAACUAUGGAAAGACGAGCUGAUACGAGACGUGACGUGAGAUCUAUGUCUAUGGAAAGACGAGCAGAUACUCGUCGUGCUGACACGAGACGUGACGUGAAAUCUAUAUCUAUGGAAAGACGAGCUAAUACUCGCCGUGCUGACACAAGGCGUGAUGAACUUAAAUCAAUAACUAUGGAAAGACGUGCUGAUACUCGCUGUGCUGAUACGAGACGUGACGUGAGAUCUAUGUCUAUGGAAAGACGAGCAGAUACUCGCCGUGCUGACACCAGGCGUGACCAUCACCUGACGAAUUCUAUAGAACAUCACAGACUCUAUAUGCCACAAAAGGGGACAGAACAAGUUUCUCCUGUUAUGAAGACUGGUGGUGACGACACAGAUCAGAUGGGAUUCUUGGACCGAGGUGUAGAGGGGAACAUUAAGCUGAUGAAGAUCAACCAAAGACUGCUCGAUGCACCAACUACGUUCUGGUCCCUGGAUGCGGCCGCCGUUAUUCGAGCCCUGGUCCUUGGAACCGGUGCAUUUCUUGCCAACAGAAAACUUGCAAUGAAGGCUUUUUGA